AUGUCGAACAUGAGGAGAUGCUUAGAGAGGCAAGAGCAAGAAAUUAAAGAAAGAAGGCGUAGACGAGCUAAAGAAGAAAGGGAGGAGGAAGAAGAUGAUGAACAAGUUGCCAUGGCAAUGGAUAUGCUUGAUCUAUCAAGCCAAGGCCGCCACCAUGGAUCACAAGUUGGCCAGGGCCAGAACGUGGACUGA
Molecule: messenger RNA, 192 nt
Organism: Prunus armeniaca (apricot)
Lineage: Eukaryota; Viridiplantae; Streptophyta; Magnoliopsida; Rosales; Rosaceae
Source: the annotation of a GenBank genome assembly